Rhizoctonia solani is the source of this 597-nucleotide messenger RNA. Its product is annotated as Retrotransposon-derived protein PEG10. The record is from RefSeq and is a predicted model, not a curated record. Lineage: Eukaryota; Fungi; Basidiomycota; Agaricomycetes; Cantharellales; Ceratobasidiaceae. Gene Ontology annotation, molecular function: nucleic acid binding; zinc ion binding. Bases 1 to 597 code for a protein of 198 amino acids. The transcript is spliced from 2 exons.
AUGUUACUUUGGGUUGCGCUUCAUCAAGACCAAUUCAAUGAAGAAGAGCAGAUGGUUGUGUGGAUCCUUUACCACAUGACAGACAAAGCAGCUGAUUGGGCGCUCCCCCUCAUAGGGGCCAUUAUCAAGAACAAGGGGAAUCCUCCCACUACUAUCCUGGCCUUAACAGCCAAAUUCAAAGAAGCCUUUGCCAAUCCAGACGCAAAGAGGGCGGCCGCCAGAAAAAUUGCCGCGCUUACUCAGACAACCACCACAUCUGAGUAUGUCACUGAGUUCCAAAACCUCAUGGCGGAACUUGACUGGAACACUGAGGCGUACAUUGCCCAGUUUUCACGCGGCCUUCACUGGAAGGAAAACCGUCCUAAGAAGGUCCCCACCAAGUCCCCGGUCACCGCAACCACUACCACCACCCAGCAGGUCCGCCUUUCUGAGGACCCUAACUACGUCACACCAGAAGAAAGGGAUUGUCAUUGCGCAUCAGGCCUUUGUGUCAAGUGCGGCCAAAAGGGGCACGGCAUCAAACAAUGCCCCAAUGGUUGGAAGGCCACAAUCAAGGAGGCAGCCAAGGUAGCUGAGGAGGAGUCGGGAAAAGAAUAA